Messenger RNA from Anopheles bellator, 1411 nucleotides. RefSeq names its product peroxiredoxin-6 (gene Prx6a). NCBI's taxonomy places the organism in Eukaryota, Metazoa, Arthropoda, Insecta, Diptera, Culicidae. The transcript has 2 exons. Bases 35 to 718 code for a protein of 227 amino acids. The record is from RefSeq and is a predicted model, not a curated record. Gene Ontology annotation, cellular component: mitochondrion; cytosol. Gene Ontology annotation, molecular function: peroxiredoxin activity. Gene Ontology annotation, biological process: cellular oxidant detoxification; cell redox homeostasis.
UGUGGAACCGUGAAUUUGUGAAGAAGUCCUAAAAAUGGCAUCAUUAAACCUUGGCGAUCCGUUCCCCACUUUUACCGUGAACAGCACCAUCGGCACAAUCGACUUUCACAGCUGGAUGGGAAACAGUUGGGCAAUUCUCUUUUCGCAUCCGGCAGACUAUACCCCCGUUUGCACGACCGAAUUGGCCGCCGUAGCAAAGCUGGCGCCCGAGUUUGCCAAGCGUAACGUGAAACCGAUUGCACUCUCUUGCGACACAGUGGCCUCCCAUAAUGGAUGGAUCGAGGACAUCAAGGCGUACGGCCGAUUGACGGCCACAUCCGGCGACAGCGCGUUUCCUUUCCCGAUAAUCGACGAUUCGAGCCGCGAGCUCGCGGUCAAACUAAACAUGCUCGAUCGUGACGAGAUCGGUUCGGCGGGACUACCGUUAACCUGUCGAGCGGUGUUUGUGAUCGAUGCCAUCAAAAAGCUACGACUAUCGAUCCUUUAUCCGGCCACGACUGGGCGUAAUUUUGGAGAAAUUUUGCGCGCGAUCGACUCCCUGCAGCUGACCGACAAAAGGAAGGUGGCAACACCGGCCGAUUGGCGGCAAGGGGAGGCAGUCAUGGUUCUACCGACGAUAACGGAUGAUCAGCUCCCAACACUGUUCCCGGCCGGUGUUACGAGCGUUCCGCUGCCGUCCGGUAAAGGGUAUUUACGUCGCACCGAAUGUCCAGAAUAGUGCGGUCACAUGUACUUAUCACUUCGCACACAUUUGCUUAUCUCAUUUUGCUUUCCAAGAAGCUACUUAAAGAAACGAACUACAAAAGAAAUAUACUAGGUGUACAUAGCACCAUUUGGCCACCAGUGCAGCAGGUAACAAUAACAAUCGGUAUGCCAUUUUAUUGCAAAAAUUGGAAGAAACGCGAUCGCCGUCAUUUACCGUCCGCCUGCGGAAUGUACUGAUCCAAUACGACCUCCGGUAGAUAUUGCUCGAGAUAGCUUCGCGGAAUUUCGGCGAUCCUGCUGAAGAUCUCCAGAAAGCGUAAACCAAACAGGGCCUCCGUUCCGACCAGCUGCUUGGCUCUGUUGCGAAAGAAGGACAGUGAAGCCGAUUCCCACGUGAAUAAUGGUAGGAAAAUGUUCUUCAUCGACACACGCGUACUUACUCGAGAUUGGCAUGGACAAAGGAAAGCACGUACUGGCACAGAUACUGCAGAAAAAGAUCCAUCUCGACCGCCCCCAUCUGCCGGAGCACGGUCAGCACACCGACCACCGUUGGGUGACCGUCGAGCGUAUCGCUUUUGCGCCGUGUCACGAGACUAUCCACACUUUCGAGGUACUGCCACUUGCCCAGCGUUGAUACGACGAAGAGAAACAGCAGCAGCGGAACGAAGCGCGCAGAUGCCGAUCGGUCCGAUGGAGCCAAAUAAAC